AUGAACGCAUUGCGUGCAGAAGCUGUCGUGACGAUGGACAACCACUGCUUGCGAAUCAAGAUCCUGGGUGACUGCUACUACUGUGUUUCUGGAUUGCCAGAGCCUCGGUUGGAUCACGCACAAUGCGCCGUCGAGAUGGGGCUGGAUAUGAUCGACGCGAUUCACUCCGUGGUGGAAGCAACGGACGUGUCCCUGAACAUGCGUGUCGGAGUCCACACUGGCCGUGUGCUCUGCGGUGUCCUGGGCCUCAAAAAGUGGCAGUACGACGUGUGGUCGGACGACGUGACGACCGCCAACUACAUGGAGGCGUCCGGCGAGCCCGGUCGCGUGCACAUCACCCAAGACACGAUGGACGCCCUCAACAACGAGUACCAGGUUGAGCCCGGGGACGGAGCUUCGCGGUCGACGUAUGUUCGAGACAAGAACAUCACGACGUACUUCAUUGUGCCGCCGGCCAGACGGCGCAAGCCGUUGCUGUUCAACACGCUUCAGGUGCGGAGUGCGCUGAGCGCCAACUCGUCGGGUCGACGGAAGCUGUCCUUCAGGCAUGUGUCGAACGUCGUCGUGCAGCUGCUGCACUCCAUCAAGUACUCGGUGGAGGUGCCGUUCUCCAAUAUUGCGAUAGCACCUCCGUUGCCUGGCGACCAGAAGGCGACGAAGAAGACGAAGGUGACUGACAAACUGCGCAGACCGUUCAAGAAAAGGCACUCGUCGGCAGUCGGAGCCGCGUUCCCUGCGAGCGGUGGCAGCGGAGGCUAUCACUAUCAUCAGCAGCCCACGAGCCGAGUGAAUAAGUACCUCGCACAAGCCAUUGUCCAAGUCUUUGCUUUCUAUUGUACGAAGGUGACUGACAAACUGCGGAGACCGUUCAAGAAAAGGCACUCGUCGGCAGUCGGAGCCGCGUUCCCUGCGAGCGGUGGCAGCGGAGGCUAUCACUAUCAUCAGCAGCCCACGAGCCGAGUGAAUAAGUACCUCGCACAAGCCAUUGAAGCCCGUUCCGUGGACCGAGAAAAGUCCAACCACGUUCACCCCAUGACGCUCUGCUUCCGCGACUCGGACAAAGAGCGUCAGUUUCACGAGGAGUUCGACGUUGGGCUCGGCGGGGCGCUGGUGUGCUGUCUGUGUCUCCUGGUGCUUGGCGGCGGGAUGCAAGCAUUGUGCGACUACGAGGACUACCGCCGUGCAAACGCCGAGAACCGGACCCUAAACCGGUUCCCGUGCGGCGGCGACGCUCUGGCGCUGGCGCUGUUCAGCUUGAUUCUGGUGUACGCCACUGCCCAGUACGUUGUGAUGUCGGGGAUCCUGGGCUUUUUGGCAGUGUCAGUGUUUCUCCGACUGCCGAUUUUGGUGAAGAGUUUGAUGCUCUCUGCAAUGGCAACUGUGUACGUUUUGCUUAUUUUACUAUCGCAUCCGGGACUCUUUGAAUGCUAUGACGUGCGUGUCGGCGGCGAAAUCCCGUCUGCCGCGUUCGGAGUCUUGCAUUUGAUCAUGUUCAUGUUGGCCAUUUUGAUCCAUGGACGACAAGUGGAAUGGACGGCACGCUUGGAUUUCCUAUGGCAAGUCCAGGCGAACGACGAAAAAUGCGACAUGGAUGCGUUGCAAUUGAGCAAUCGUCGGAUCUUGUUCAACUUACUUCCUGCACACGUUGCCACACAUUUUUUGGACAAUCCUUUCCGAAACAACGACGAAUUGUAUCACGAAAGCUACAGUAGAGUCGGGGUGAUGUUUGCAUCGAUCACGAACUUCAACGAAUUUUAUAUGGAGCUCGACGCGAACAAUCAAGGAAUGGAAUGCUUGCGGUUACUCAACGAGAUCAUUGCAGACUUUGAUGAGCUUUUGGAACGGGAAGAGUUUCAGGCAAUCGACAAAAUCAAGACUGUCGGAUCCACUUACAUGGCUUCAGUUGGACUGAUGCCAGAAUUGCGCAUCCAAGAGAAUAAUCCGGAAUCCGCGGUUUAUUUCAUGUCCGUACUGAUGGAAUACGUGUUCUGCCUGAGGGAUAAAUUGUACAACAUCAAUGAGAAUUCGUACAACAAUUUCUCGAUGCGGGUCACCGAAGAAGUAUAUGAAGUUCUCAAGAACGCACCGUAUGAGUUCCAGUGCCGCGGGAAAGUAAAGGUCAAAGGGAAGGGCGACAUGACCACUUAUUUUCUGACUGAUCGAAAACAGCAGGCAACGAUCAGAAUUGAGGACUUACAACGGCAUCAGGCGUACGCGAAUCAUACCGAAUUGAGGACUUACAACGGCAUCAGGCGUACGCGAAUCAUACCGAUUUUGAAGCCCGUUGCGAGCAAGCCGCGGGCGACACAAACGGAUUUUGCCGGUGGGCCCGGAGUCGAGGCGUCUAAACUGCUGCGACAAACCAGCAAUCCGGUGAGCCUGCAACACCAACAACAGGCCACCGCGGCUAUGUUGUACACGCCGCCGUGGGCGCACGUUACGCCGCCGAGAACGCGCGCAGCGAGGCAGAUGGCCGCCACGGAUCCGCCUGCCAAUCCGAGGUACGUCCCGAGGCUGUUGCAGGCCUCGACGAGCAGUAAUAGCAAUAACAGUGCGGGUAAUCGGAGACAAGGCAAAGUGCAAAAGGCGCAGGUCAACAACAGCUCGAGGGAGGUGCCGGGAAACCGGUUUGUGCAGUUGGCGGAUGAUGAGCGGUUUUCGGCCGCGAUUCGAGAACGUUUAGCCGAGUGCUCGUCGGUGUAUCAGCCACAUCAUGGACAUCAUAAUGCCGGGGCUAGUCAUCAUCAUCAUAGGUACUACGGGGGUCAGAGGUUAUUCCAGCGGCACUUGAGUGACGAGAGUUUGCACGGGAACCUGGCCAUGUCGAAAAUCUACAGUUACCGAAUCCACUCCAGUGCUGACGAGAUCAGUUCCAUGAAUCGUUCCAUGAGCUCAUCAGACGAAAGCUUUCCACCUCAUGACGACGAACCAGAUGGAGCCGAAGAAUUCCGACCAAAGCCGAAACCGUCAUCGUCUAAAAAUGGGGCGACAGGAGUGACGAGUGUGUCUGCAACGUCAUCUGGUCCCCCGGCGACGUCUUCUCCCCGUAUCCAAAGGAAAUCUAACUCGGCUGAUAAGCGGUCCAGUAAAAGGCCUACGCUUUUUGAUAAAUAUUUGGCAAAUGGGUCAUUUCCGGGUGCUGGGCGAUUGGAAGGCCCGGGACCAGCUACCAGUGAUGACUACGAAGACGACGACCAUUUUUUUGAGCCGGCGUUGCAAGCGUUGAGAUCGCCAGCGUGUGUACCUGAAGAACCCCAUGUGUCACAUCCCAACAGAAGCUUUCCAUUGGCGGGCUGGUCGCCGUCUUCGUCUUGGCGAGAAGUGGAUUCCGACUACGUUCCGUCACCAGAGCUGUCGAAAAAGCGACUCGGAAUCCCGGUGCCGACUUCUCCUUCAGCAUCCUCACACUGCGCCGCAGUCUCUGUCUAUAAUGUCGACUCAGAUCUCGGACUCGACACUGACAGCGAUUACGUGACGACGGCUGCUGCGGCCGCUGCAAGUCGCGUCGUCCCUGCCAUGGGCAGCUACGAGCUGAAACGCGUUCGAGAAACACGGUCGAGUUCCCGGGGCAGCGGUCAAUCCUCGUCCGCAGGCAGUGGACGAAAACACAACCACCAAGAACCGAGAGACGCCAAAGAAACACCUUCCAAAAGUAAUCCGAGAACUGACCAAAGUUGCCAGACGGACAAGUCCAAAAAGCCGAGCGUCAUGAAGUCCAAGAUCCCGCGAAGGACGACGAGUGUGCCUAAACAGGAGCCGCUGACGCCGAAAAUGCAAGAUACUGCUCCGAAGUCGGCGGCUUCGGCGUCUCCGGCAGCCGUAAGGUACGGUAAAAUUCCCAACUGGAACGAGCAGAUUCAGCGGAUUUUAUCGCGCGCGGAGGCGGAAAAAUCAUUCGAAGCGGCAGCUGCUGCGGCGGCGGCGCCGGCGCCUGUUUCAGAAAGCGCGAAUAUUCCGCUGGCGGAUUUGCGUAGUGUUAGUGCGAUGUUGAACGAAUUGGGAAAAGCGAGGAUGAACCGGCGGAGGGAGCGAGAGUUAAGGGAUGUUGAGUUUUUCGGGGAACUUGAGUCUGUGGCGGCUGCCGCCGUUUCUGGUAUUCCGGUUCAUCAGAGCAGGCUUUCGCCCGCGGCGAUGCGGAAAAUGUGGUCUGAAAAAUCUGGCAUCUAUAGACAACGUGGCGUCGACUUGAAUCUUUCGAAAAGUGAUGCCAAGAAAAGUGCCGAUGAAAGACAAGAAGCUGAAACAUCGCUUAGCGCAUCCGGAGCGGAGUCGAGCAAGCGAGACUCGAAAGAUUUCGUUGAGAUCACGUCAGCGAAGCUCGUGGAAGAAGCAGAGCGAGAAAUGGAAGAGAUCAGAAUGUUUGAAGAAGAAGAAAAACGUAUCCGCUCUCUUGCUGCCAACAAUAGCCUGGAAGAUGAUGAGGACGAAGGGGCGGCACGGAGUAAACGGAUUCAAGAGCCAAAGCCGCCGCCGGUGCCUCCGCCGCCGUUGGAAGAUCCGCCUUCUCGCCGCCUCAUCGAGCGUCGACGGCGUUCGGAAGACGAAUGGGAGCGAAAUCAGCAACAACAACACAGAGCCAACAAGGGACGCGCCAUGAUGCUCAUGGAUUUCUCUGGUGCCGGAGGAGUUUGUGCCGGGGAAACGAGUCAGUCAGAGUGGAGCGAAACAGAGGACGAAGAGGGCAUGUUGUCGGAGCCUUUGCUGGGUGGAGAUAAUGACGGAAGUGAUCGUGAGUCUGGUGGAUACACCACUGACGAUCCAGCGUUGGAGAACAUGUCUCUGAUGAAUGAUGCCGGUUUGACAGACGCUGAAGGUGCCAUGAGUGAUCUGAAUUCAAUGUUCGACGGGGGCGGGAUCCUCGGCAGGGAAGAUCGAAUACGUGGUGACCAUCAUUACGAUGACGACACGUCAGUCUCGUCUCGAGCCUCGUCACGCAUGUUCGACUCCGACAUUCCCGCCAUGGGCUACGACUCAGAAUACGAGAACUACCUUUCUCAUGGACACCUCGUUUCUGGUAUUCCGGUUCAUCAGAGCAGGCUUUCGCCCGCGGCGAUGCGGAAAAUGUGGUCUGAAAAAUCUGGCAUCUAUAGACAACGUGGCGUCGACUUGAAUCUUUCGAAAAGUGAUGCCAAGAAAAGUGCCGAUGAAAGACAAGAAGCUGAAACAUCGCUUAGCGCAUCCGGAGCGGAGUCGAGCAAGCGAGACUCGAAAGAUUUCGUUGAGAUCACGUCAGCGAAGCUCGUGGAAGAAGCAGAGCGAGAAAUGGAAGAGAUCAGAAUGUUUGAAGAAGAAGAAAAACGGAUCCGCUCUCUUGCUGCCAACAAUAGCCUGGAAGAUGAUGAGGACGAAGGGGCGGCACGGAGUAAACGGAUUCAAGAGCCAAAGCCGCCGCCGGUGCCUCCGCCGCCGUUGGAAGAUCCGCCUUCUCGCCGCCUCAUCGAGCGUCGACGGCGUUCGGAAGACGAAUGGGAGCGAAAUCAGCAACAACAACACAGAGCCAACAAGGGACGCGCCAUGAUGCUCAUGGAUUUCUCUGGUGCCGGAGGAGUUUGUGCCGGGGAAACGAGUCAGUCAGAGUGGAGCGAAACAGAGGACGAAGAGGGCAUGUUGUCGGAGCCUUUGCUGGGUGGAGAUAAUGACGGAAGUGAUCGUGAGUCUGGUGGAUACACCACUGACGAUCCAGCGUUGGAGAACAUGUCUCUGAUGAAUGAUGCCGGUUUGACAGACGCUGAAGGUGCCAUGAGUGAUCUGAAUUCAAUGUUCGACGGGGGCGGGAUCCUCGGCAGGGAAGAUCGAAUGCGUGGUGACCAUCAUUACGAUGACGACACGUCAGUCUCGUCUCGAGCCUCGUCACGCAUGUUCGACUCCGACAUUCCCGCCAUGGGCUACGACUCAGAAUACGAGAACUACCUUUCUCAUGGACACCGGCGUCAUUUCGGGGACCGAGGCGGCGGCAUGACCUCGGAUGAGGACGUGCUCCGCGACGGCGCUUCAGACUUGGACGUGGACAACAUGGACAUGGAUUUGGAAGUUCCCGAUUACGCCGAGGAGUUUAAUCUCCAGUCCAUUCGUUCCGUGUCUCAAAGCAUCACAAAUAACUUUGGUACCGCGCCGACGGCGAAGGAUGACGGCGAAAGCGAUGCUUGAAUUAUCAGUGCAUUCGACAUUGAGGAAUGAUUCCUGCAACACUAGCUAAGUAUAUGAUUUUUUUUUAUUAAAUUGAUAGUUCUCCCGAAGGAACGAAAAAUGUUUACGACGAAGCAAUUGUCUUAUACCGGUAUUAGAAUUCGUGUUGUUGAGAUCGUUAUUUUUGUCAACGUCUUUCGUGGGUUAUUGAUGUCGUCAUUUCCUUCUAAACGUUUUCCGAAAUUUGAAUGGUGGUCGUUUUAAUAGUUUAUCCCGCACCAGGUUUUUCCUAUGAAACGUUGUAUUCAAUGCUAAAAGUUUGUGCAGCUGGAAUCAUUGAUGAAAUAAUGUUUUCAUCGGUCUCAUUUGUCACCAUAUGGGACAAUUAGUAUUUUUGUAAUCUGAUGGACGCAGCCUUUUUUGUUGUUUCUGAACCUUAGUCCUCGGGUUGCUGUGAGAGAGAUUGUGUCCCACUGAGGCCAAAAAAAAAAGAAAACUGAAAAUGUUGUCAUUUUCUGCCACAAUUUUGAGUAUUUCCAAGACGUGUUUCAUGGCGUUUUGUCGUUCUGCGGAUGGUGGACUAAAUUUUUUGAAACUCGUUUCUCUCGAGUCCCAUCUUGGUUUCUUCCAAUGUUGACAUUUUUUUAAUAUAUCAGUGUUUUUUUUCUUUUUGGUGAUCACUGCGAAUCGCACAAAAACUGUGCGAUUGUCUUUUUUAAGGGAUUUAUGACGGAAUGGAUACGGACACAUUUUGUGGAAUUUCGCGAAUUUUCGUUGCCUUUGUUUUUAUGUGCGACGCAUUUUGGACAGCUGGCACAAAGCUUCUUCCGUUGAUUAAUUUUUUUAGAAGAAUGAUCGAGGUAGUCUUCUCGCUUUGUUGAUACUGCGAAGUUGGUUAAUGUAUUUGAUUUGUAAAGUGAGUUGUUUUAGGGUUUAUGAUCUCUGAUGCGAAAACAAAUUUUGUUGCGGUCCUCUCGCGUGAGAUGCCGUUUUCUUUCUUUUUAUCUGGAUGAACAGUCCAUUUCAGCGAAGUUAUGCUGGUGUUCUUUUCUGAAACUUUGAGCAGCAAGGGUAAAAAUAGCUACUUUCUGUGAAGUCUAAAUAUUGGUAGGCUCUACGUGGACAGAGUCUGAGAGAUGUUGGUCUAGAUUGCUAAUUUCUGAUUUGGUUGCUAUUGUGCCGAUUUUUCAGCGCAUAAAUUAAUCUUCUGUCGAAUUAUUGAUGGUUUUCUCUUUCGCGACCGUGUGAAGCGAAUCUUUCAAGUCUCGAAUAAAGUUGGACUCGAAAUUCAUGUUUGAAAGACGUGUAUGAGAAAUUGGUUGAGUAAAAAUUCAAUUUGCUGAAGCCAACAAAAA
Notodromas monacha is the source of this 7481-nucleotide messenger RNA. The record is from the annotation of a GenBank genome assembly. Lineage: Eukaryota; Metazoa; Arthropoda; Ostracoda; Podocopida; Cyprididae.